AGGUGAUAAAAGAAGCUGUUUCUCUGUUUAAUGUAGCUGUGAUACUCUUGCAGAAGAGAAGAGCAGUAGUGAAGCCAGUUGUGGAUGGUGUGAUUCACAGCAGAUGCUCAUCUCCUAAACCACAAACUGCUGUUGGAAAAUAACAAUCUCUGAGACCACCAUGAGUGGCUCACCCCUGCUACUUAUGGCUGGAGCAGACGUUGUGGAAGAGCAGAGGGCUCGCUGGGAGAGAAAACGCAGCCGGACCGCCAAGGAGCUGCUGGAAACUGAGCACAAAUACCUCAAGCAGCUGGAUUUGGUGAUUACAUUCUUCGUGACAAUUUUAAAGGCCAAAGGGACGCUUAAACCUGCUGUAAUGGAAACCAUAUUUGGACCCCUGGAAUCCAUAUAUUCGGCCAGCCAGGUUCUGUCGCUUCACCUGGAGAGAGGAAAUUUAGGACUGGGGUUAGAAAAUUUCUGUCAGAAAUUGGAGCUUUAUGGCCACUAUGCCGAGAACUUGGAACAGGCAAAUAAAACCUUGAAGGAGCAGCUGAGGAAAAAUAAGUCAUUUCGACGCUUUAAGAAGCUCCAAGAGACUCGACCUCAGUUUCAAGGAAAGAAGCUAGAGGAUUUGCUUCCUUUGCCUCUGCAGAGAUUGCAACAGUACAAGCAUUUUCUGAGAGACCUGCUGGAGAACACCAGCCCAGACAGUGCUGAGUACCAGAAACUUACAAAGACUGUGAAAUCUGCUUCUGAGGUAUCUCAAUGGGUCCAGGACAUUGUUCGUAAGAGAGAGAAUUCACUGCAGCUACUUCGUGUUCAGAAGCUCCUCAAAGGACGGAAGACCCAGCUGUUGACUGCAGGGCGCUGGUAUAUCCGAGAAGGCUGGCUUUUGGUGGUGCCUUCCAAGGGAAAAGAACUGAAGCGCAGGAUGUUCUUCCUUUUUUCUGAUAUCUUCGUUGCAACAAAACCCUGCCACCCACUUCACCUGCUAAACUCGAACAAAUUUGCAUGCACGGCUGUCUACCCACUUCACCAGUGUGAGGUGGAUAAAGUGUUUGGCCACACACAGAGCCAGGGAGGGCUCCUCAGUCUUUCCUUCCCACACAAGACGCUGUUGUUGAUGUCCAGUGACCAGCAAGAUGUUAAUGACUGGUAUCAGAGUCUCAAAGCUGCAGUCAGGCGUCUGAAAGCCUGACCCAUCUGAGAACAAACUGGCAGGACAACCAUCCGUCUUGAUAGAAAGCUACAUAAUUUUAGGAUGUGUUCAAGGACAUAAUAGUAGUAGAGUUGCAUUUAGAGCGACUACACACCAAGCCUGUGAAAUUAUGCUUUGUCAGCUUACUGAUAUGGCAAAAAAAUGUGUAUAUACAUUCAGAAUUUGUGUAUUAAGAAUCUAUAUUAAGCCUUUCCCCCAAUUUAGCUUAGAAGCUUCUAGAUUUCCCAUACUUUUUCUCCUGAUUGUUAACUUAAGGACAACUAGAAGAAAACUUGCUGUGCUUUCCUUUAUUAAAUGUUUUUUUAUCUACCCAUCUUUCUAAA
This is a messenger RNA of Anas platyrhynchos (mallard), 1521 nucleotides long. The record is from RefSeq and is a predicted model, not a curated record. Lineage: Eukaryota; Metazoa; Chordata; Aves; Anseriformes; Anatidae.